AUGCCGCGAAUAAUUGCUCUAAUAUUACUUUUAACGAUCGCAGCGCUGUCAACAGCAGCACCCAGCAUAACCACUGAAAACCCAGUGACAACUACCGCGAAUUCGACUCUAGAAGAUGAGAUUAAUCUCUCCUCGAUGCCAACAGUGGAAACUGAAACAUUUACCAUUGAGAUCGAUCCGAAUGUUGUAUUUACCACCGAUCCGGAGGGUUUGGCUUUCACAGAAUUCACUGAAAGUGCCAUGGACACAACAGAAGAACCGCUGCCAGAGUCGGUUUUGCAGCAAUUGGAACGAGAGCGAGUCGAGCUGAAGCGAGAAGAAGAAGGAGAAACCACCAUCGAUCCUAGGGUCAUAGCCACAACUAUUAGGAAUUAUGUGACCAUUAAUCGCAGCACAUCAGACAAACCACUGCUAACGACCACUGAAAAGUUAAUAGAGACAUCAACUGAAAAGUUAAUAGAGACAACAACGGUGACUGAAGAACCACAAGUGGAAACCACCACUGAAAGUAUAGAAACCACAACCUCUGGAAAAUCGCUUAAGAACUACUUUGCCAGUGCUAAUAUUGCCGAUGGAAGUAUCAUAUCGGAAGAAGAAGAACGUGGUACUGAACCACCACUUUUUGAGGAUCUGUCAGCUUUGUUGAGCGAAAACGAAUUGGAGGAAACGCACCAUCUAACUGAAAAUAAAGCCCAAAUAGUGGAUGCUUAUCAAAUGUUGAAUAGUGUAUGGCAAAGUCCAGUCGAAAGCACCACCAGUGAAGCAGCUGACACUACACCCUUAAGCACUAGCACCACUGAAACCCAACCAACUUUACCCACCACAAUUAAAGAAGAUCCGGAUACAACUACAGCAGUUCCAGAUGCUCCCACAACCACCACCUUGACAGCUGAACAAAAUCUUAUUGAAGCUGCCACCACUAGGCCCGAAGAAGUUCAUAUUGACUCCACAGUGGAUACUAAAAUCUUUCCAACCACCCAUUAUCCUGAGAAUGACAUCUUUACUACACUCGAGCCGGAAAUCUCUACCAGGAGCAGCACUGCCAACUAUCCUGCUAGUUUUAGCUACACCACAUUAACGCCCGAAACUACUCCAAGUCCAAGCACCACUAUUCCGGAAACUACUUCCAAUCCCAUAAGCUAUACCACAUUGGCGAGCGAAACCACUUCCAAUCCCAUUAGCUAUACUACUUUGGCGAGGGAAAGUACAUCAAGUAGCAGCACCACUACAACGUUAGCACCAGAAACGACUCUCAGCACCACUACAACAACGGAGGCACCAAUUUUAGUAAGCGAACAACUAUUGCUUAACAAUGAAAGAACCACAACAUCAACUAGCAGCACCAGCACCACCACAACCACUACCAGCACCACAGAGACACCUACAACAACUACAACUACUACAACCACACCACGCCCCAUACAAACACGUGCACCGCGCAUUGAACGCAUUUUCAACUCCGAUGGCGUGGAGGUUCUCUAUGGCUAUUCAUCGGUGGUUCGUACCAAUCGAUUAAAUUAA
Molecule: messenger RNA, 1521 nt
Organism: Drosophila willistoni
Lineage: Eukaryota; Metazoa; Arthropoda; Insecta; Diptera; Drosophilidae
Product: mucin-5AC
Exons: 1
Coding region: 1-1521 (506 amino acids)
Source: RefSeq, a predicted model, not a curated record